CGCCCAUUCUUACGGGAUUUUUUCAAUUCACUCGACUUAGUGGCUGUGGUUUCGUUUUGGAUCCAUUUCAUCAUCCGUUUUGCAACCUCGCGUGACAAUAGAUAUGUCCAUGUCUUUGCCAUGCUAAGCGCUCUCCGGAUUUCGAGGCUGCUGGGGAUCACGGCUGGAACGGACUUGGAGACCACCGUCAUUCGUCGAGCGUUGAAAGUGUCAAGCGCAAAACUUGGGAGGGUUACAUCAUUUAUUUCCUUCUUUUGGCUUCUUUUUGCCGUUAUUGGCGUUCAAUGCUUUAAGUCAAGCCUGAAGAGGAAUUGCUUUCCGAUCAGCACCGGCACUGCCGGAUCCAAUACUACGUCCACAGGCCCAAUCCAAUUUUGCGGAGGUUAUAUCGACAACAAGACAGGACUUCCUGAGCCGUGGCUAAAGAUCGAUGGCACCCCCGGAGCUGUCAGACACAAAGGCUACCUCUGCCCUCGAGGGUCGUUGUGUCAGGAGAGCAUGAAUCCGUACAACAAUUCCGUCAGCUUCGACAAUAUUUUUCAGUCAUUGGAACUUGUUUUCGUAAUUUUCUCCGCGAACACCUUUUCAACCCUUAUGUACAACAUUAUGGACACAGAUGGGGUCGUUACUGCCAUUUUCUUUGCGGCCGUGAUCAUCGUACUUUAUUUCUGGCUUGUAAUCUUACUGAUUGGAGUUAUAACCGACUCAAUUCAGGACGUUAGAAAGAAGAGUCAAACGGCAGUAAGCGAGAAGGACCAUAAGUUAGGCAAACCAACCCAACGAAAGGAUCGCGACCCAUCGCGAUUCAAACGUGCUUCACUUCAAAAAGCUUUCUGGAAAACUAAGUGGCUCUGGAUCACUAUCAUCACCUACAAUUCUACGGUACAAGCCCUACGAACAGAGUCGAUGGCUAAGAAUAGGGAGAAGUUUAUUAACACCUCUGAAACCGCUGUUACUUUCCUGCUCUUAGUAGAGAUCGUGGUACGGCUUGCGCUGAACCCGAGGAAUUUCCACCGUAGUAAACAGAAUCUGGCGGACCUGAUUAUUGCGACAGUCACCUCCAUUAUGCAGCUAGAGAUCUUAAAAAGGGCAGGCCGGGUAUAUACCUGGCUAACUUUUUUUCAAAUUGUCCGAAUCUAUCGUGUUCUUUGGGCGAUCAGUCCAGUCAGAGGUCUCAUGAUGGUUUCCUUUACCUACUUUCCAUCCCUGUUACGACUUUGUAACUUCCUUUUCCUACUCGUCUUCUUGGCGUCUAUUCUGGCUUCGGUGAUGUUCCAAAACUCUCUCCCUGUGAACAACCCCACUUCGCAAGGAAAAAUGCCAUUUUCGGGAACAUGGAUAUCGUUUCUAGAAAUGUAUCAGAUCUUCACAGGCGAAGACUGGACCAAACUUCUCUACGCCGUCACUGAACGCGACUCUGGUCAAAAGGCUGCCUGGAUCAGUGCUAUAUUCGUAAUUGGCUGGUUCAUCCUUUCAUCUCUCAUCAUCCUGAACAUGUUUAUUUCCCGGAUAGAUGACAGGCUAGAAAUUCCAGAUAGCCAAAAGCGCCUUUUCCAGGUCAGGGAAUUUCUGAAACGCGAGUCUGUUACCUCCACGGGUACCAAUAUGCACGGUGAACGCAGCCUGAAAGGCCUACAAGACUCCGGAAAAGGCGGUCCAACACCCAGUCGGGCAACUACUCUGGCCGAUACGCACCGGGAUGCUGCCAUCAGAGAAUUCCUUGGCGACGAUGGACUUCUUGCACAGCUUCAAGCAUCCUUGGCCAGGCCCAUGGUAGAGCAGAGCAAGAGCUGUCCUAAGGUGUGGUGGUACCAGGCAGCUGCGAAGUUAAGUACUAGAUUGCCAACACUUUUGACUAGCAGACGCUCUAAUUAUCUCUUACCUACGAAUACUUCCAGCCAUUCCUGGAGGAGCCUAAGCUUAGACUACACUGGGUAUUAUGGCAAGAUUCGAAGAGGCUGCGAGGAACUCCUCAAUCAGCAACUAGCAACCCACCAACACUGGGGAUGUUCACGCGCCACCAUCUUCAAAACCUUUAUCUACAUCACCGUUGCCGUACAAGUUCUUCUCACCUGCGUAACAACUCCUCUUUAUCAAAGGACAUACUGGAUGACUCAUCCUUACACCGUAAAGAACUGGUUUGUAUUGACCGAUUUGGUGUUUGCCAAUAUUUGGACCGUAGAAGCGCUCAUCAAAAUGGUCGCUGGUGGACUUAUCAGGGGACCAAACGCAUACUUUCGAGGUUGGAAUCUCUUGGACGCCAUGGUACUCAUCACAGUGUGGACUGAUAUCGCGCUGUCGCUUUAUAAUGAGGUGGGACAAGCCGCUAGCUUUGUUGCAGCCUUCAAGGCUCUUCGGGUACUUCGAUUGUUGACUAUAAACAAGAAAGUCAUGGAGGAGAUUACCUUGAUUUUCCGUCGGGGCAGUAAGAGGGUAUUCGCAGCUAUACUGGUUUCUCUCAGUCUCUUGACUCCCUUCGCAAUCUUUGGCCUCAACCUCUUUAUGGGGCAGUCGAAAUCUUGUAAUGACCCUAGCCAUUGGGACUUGCGGGACUGUGCCCUGGAAUUUGAAGCUUCCGGGCUAAGUCAAUGGACAAUCCUCACCCCGAGAGUCGUUACCCGGCCAUAUUACUCGUUCGACAACUUUGGACAGUCGUUUUAUACUUUGUUCCUGAUUGUGUCUCAAGAAGGAUGGACGGAUGUGAUGUAUUGGGCCCGAGGCAUCAGCAAUGACCCUACCCGCCCCAACACGUCGACCUCAAACAUGAACGCCUUAUUUUUCGUCGUGUUCAAUUUCUGUGGGACUAUCUUUGUAACCGCUCUUUUCGCGUCAAUCAUGAUCCAGAACUAUACUGAAGCAACGGGCAUUGCAUAUCUGACGCGACCUCAGCGAGGAUGGAUCGAGCAGCGAAGGCUACUCAAGCGGGUACGCCCUUCUAAACGUCCACCUAAUCCAGACAGCUUAAGCCCGUGGAGGCUUUGGUGCUAUGAAAGAGCCACAGGAAAGCAGUCAAAAUGGCAAAGAUUCAUCGCCGCUCUACUGGUACUGCAUCUGAUAAUUCUCUGUAUCGAUUUCUAUCCCUCUAUCGCUUCUUGGGAAUUGACAAGAGAUAUUCUCUCUGUGCUCAACAUCUCAGUCUUAGCUCUGAAUGUUAUCGUACGCAUCAUUGGGCUAUCCUGGCUCCAAUUUAUCAAAAGGCCCUGGGAUCUCUACGGCCUUAUCUCAAUAUCUGGAGCACUAUCCACGUCCAUCCUUCAACUCUGUUUCAGGAACAAUGCAGCAAUUACCCAAAGCAAGCAGAUUCUCCAGGACGCCACUUGCUUUCUCCUAAUCCCGUACGUCCCUGCCUUCGACGAAUUGCUAAACAUUGUAAUUGCUAGCAUACCCCUUCUCCAAACCCUCCUGGUGACAUGGUUCGUCCUACUUUUAUUUUUCGCGAUCAGCCUCACCCAGGUCUUUGGACUGACUCGAUUUGGUGCGAACGAGACCGGCAACGUCAAUUUCCGCAACGUUCCUAAAGCGCUGAUUCUCCUCUUCCGAAUGACGCUUGGCGAAGGCAGAACUAAGAUAAUGGAAGACUUUGCUUCUAUUGUGCCACCAUAUUGCACAGUUGGCGAGAGGCGCUUCGACGGGGAUUGCGGAUAUGCAGUCCUAGCGCGUGUUUUCUUCAUCUCUUGGAAGGUACUGAGUAUGUAUCUUUUCACGAAUCUGUUUAUCUCACUUGUGUAUGAGAGUUUCUCGUACGCGUAUCAUGGGUUCAAUACCAAGGGCGGGACCAUCACGAAGAAUGAUAUCCGCCAGUUCAAGGAAGCGUGGGCAAGUGUGGAUCCGAAAGGAACAGGGUAUAUAUCGCCGCGUUUGCUUCCCAAAUUCAUCGCACGGCUUUCUGGAGGCUUCAGUAUGCGCGUCUAUGACGAUGACUUCUCCAUCUCCACACUAGUCAAGGACUGUACAUUUAGAUUACCACUUCAUCCUGGAGAAAUCGAUUUAGGCAAGCUGAACGAAAGACUACAAGGACUUCCAGCCCGGGAAAUACAGGGUCGGCGACUGGCGAUGAAGCGGUUCAGAACCGAACUUCUCAUGGGUAGUGACCCACGACGUGGGAUUUCGUUUACGGCAGCGAUGUUAGGGUUGGUUCACUAUAAGAUCCUCGAUGACCAUCAGUGUUUAAGGUUUCAAGAAUAUUUGGAGCGCGCAGAACGAUUACGGGAGGUGGAUGAAGUGUUGUGUAAACAGUCUCUGGCGGGGUUCAUUAAUAUGCACCUUUGUACCCGCUCCCUACGUAAAAGAAGAGAAGGCCAAGAAGGCCAGUAAUUUAGGCAAUCCUGGUCCGUAGGAGAGUAUAGAAAUGGCUCCUGGGGUAGAGGCCCUACAGCUUUAGAAUACGCCCGCAAAUGUGGGCCAUCAUUACAGGCAGGGUAGCG
This is a messenger RNA of Lindgomyces ingoldianus, 4424 nucleotides long. RefSeq lists its product as uncharacterized. Lineage: Eukaryota; Fungi; Ascomycota; Dothideomycetes; Pleosporales; Lindgomycetaceae. Gene Ontology annotation, biological process: calcium ion import across plasma membrane. The record is from RefSeq and is a predicted model, not a curated record. The transcript is spliced from 4 exons. Gene Ontology annotation, molecular function: high voltage-gated calcium channel activity. Gene Ontology annotation, cellular component: voltage-gated calcium channel complex; membrane. The coding region runs from base 121 to 4314 and encodes 1397 amino acids.